This is a messenger RNA of Chara braunii, 1484 nucleotides long. The record is from the annotation of a GenBank genome assembly. Lineage: Eukaryota; Viridiplantae; Streptophyta; Charophyceae; Charales; Characeae.
GGCUCGCAGUUCGCAGCCACUCUGUGUUACUUCCAUGGCCAAAGUAUCAGCAACAACGACGCAGCAGGUGAACGACUCCAGCGGCAUCCAGUACCAAUGCAGCAACUGCAGUACCGGGCACCGCAGGGACCUUCCCGCCUGUCCGGUCCAAGGGGACCACGAGACUUUGGAAGCUUACCUUCAGCAGGUACAGGCAUUCACAGAUGCCAUCGCCGCAGCAAAAGCACAGCAAGAGGGCAGCAGAACCAGAACGUCAGCGGUUGGCCCUAGAGGCGGAAGCCCAAGAUCAGCGAACUGCUGAGGCUGACGCAAUGGCUCGAGACAAGCGGAAUGCCGCCAUCACUGAGUCCCUGAUUCAGAACGAGAUUCAGUGGACAACACUCCUCCAAGGCAUGAUCUUUGUGCCUACGGACGAGCAAGCGAACCCGAUACCGGCGGAGGCAGAAAGGAGUAACCUGGCUAACUUGAUGCUGGGCAUGAUGAGGGCGGUGAUGUGGAAUAACACAAUGCUGCAGGCACACCUUCUCGAGGACAGACCACUCAGACAAAAGCAGCAGCAAGAUAUUGUCGCCUUAACAGCUGCCGUCCGCGCCGCAACAACACAGCAGCAGCAACAGCACCAGCUGUUGAACACCACUAUCACACGCGUCAACAGCAUCGAGGCUAAGGCCUCAGCAGCGCCAGGCUGCACGACAGACAUAGCGAAGCAGCUUGGGGAGCGCAUCGACCAUGUCGUCCAUAUUAUCGGCAAUCUAGGGGACUUUACCAGCCCGACCACGAUCAGCAGCUCGGUGGCCGCCAUCAAGACGGACAUCACCAAACUGCAGUCACGACCGGGAGCCGCUACGAAGGUAUACAAGAUGCCACGUUUCAACAUCAACAAGUUUGACGACUACAACAAGACGGACGCGUUGACAUGGUGGCAAGCCUUCCUCACCGAAGCAUCCUGCCACUACGUACCGCCCGCGGAUAUGAUGAAAGCGCUCUACCUCCAACUCAUUGGAGGAGCACAGGCAUGGAUGAACCACACCGCGACCAAUCUGGGAUGUACCAUCGCCCAACUGCACAAAGACAUUACGUGGGAGCAGUUCGAGCAAAUGUGGACCACUCGAUUCAUGAUCCGCAACGUUGUAAAGGCGGCCAUGAACGAGGUCUACUCCAGCUCGCAAGGGAACAUGCCAACUCGAGACUGGACGAUCAAGUAGCAGAAGAUAGUAACCACUCCGGGCUUCGACUUAAGUUUCCCAAACCAACGAUCCGAAUUCUUUUCGCGAUCGUGCGCACGACUAUGGUCGGCACUUGGCAACGAGUACGACUAUGCCUCAUUCCAGGCCAUUCUGGAUCGAGCGAACCUGGUCAUCCAAACGGAUGAGAAGGCCGCCAACGAACGGCAGUCCCAACCGCAAUAUGUGGCUAAGCAAGGCUACCAACGGCUGGCGCAUAACAAUGCAGUGAUUCCUGACGAAUCAAUCGAUCUCCACGCU